Molecule: messenger RNA, 941 nt
Organism: Raphanus sativus (radish)
Lineage: Eukaryota; Viridiplantae; Streptophyta; Magnoliopsida; Brassicales; Brassicaceae
Product: jacalin-related lectin 5
Exons: 2
Coding region: 135-746 (203 amino acids)
Molecular function (GO): carbohydrate binding
Source: RefSeq, a predicted model, not a curated record
CGGUGGAUUAUCCCAAUGAUAACAUCACGGCCGUUGGUGGAAGCUAUAAUCAUAUAUUCACAUAUGAUACAACACUGAUCACAUCAUUGUACUUCACAACCUCAAGAGGAUUUACCUCCCCUUUAUUUGGUGAGAUGAAGGGAACAGAAUUCGAGUUCAAAGGUGAAAAUGGAGAAAAGCUUCUUGGAUUCCAUGGACGUGCUGGUCAGUCUAUUGAUGCUAUUGGGGCUUACUUCGACACUGGUUCUAAACCGGGCGGCGACUCAAAAGAAGGAAAAGGAACUGAGAGCGGUUCUAGCACUCAACGACUGGACGUACAAGGAGGAAAGGGAGGCAAUCACUGGGACGACGGGGGGGAUCACGAUGGUGUGACAAAGAUACAUGUUGCAGUUGGUGGAUGGAUUGAGCAAAUCAGGUUCGAGUAUGUCAAGAACGGACAGGCAAAGGAAGGACCCGCCCAUGGUGUGAAGAGGGGCAGAUCUUCCAUUAACACGUUUGAGAUAAGUCAUCCAAACGAGUAUCUUCUUUCCGUGAAGGGUUGGUCAGAUUCAUCCAACAAAAUUGCGGGACUUCAAUUCAAAACCAACACAAAGACUUCAGACUAUUAUGGAUUUGAUAAAUCUCCUGAAGACGAAAGUACAGACAUUUUACUUGAAGUGAAAGGCAAGAAGAUCGUCGGUUUUCAUGGCUUCGCGGACUCUCACGUCAUUUCUCUUGGGGCUUAUUUCGCUCCAGUAGCCAACUGAAAACUUUGUUGGGGUUUGUUUCUUUCUUUCCGUGUGAAUAAAGUUACAUCAGAGUCAAACUUGUGGAUUUGUCAAUUCGAGGUGACUUGAUGAGCUAUGUUUUUUUGUUUCUGUCUUAGUGUGUCGUUGGUGUAGUCACUUGUAUGGUUUGUUUCUUGAUUUUCUUAUGAAUAAAGGAUGUCUCUGUUAUUUUCA